Molecule: messenger RNA, 1816 nt
Organism: Erythranthe guttata (spotted monkey flower)
Lineage: Eukaryota; Viridiplantae; Streptophyta; Magnoliopsida; Lamiales; Phrymaceae
Source: RefSeq, a predicted model, not a curated record
UUUCUUUCUGUUUUCUUUUUCUUCACCGCAAACUUUUGCCGCUCAUUUCUCUUCAUCGCCACCGUGAAACGCACGCACCAACGUGAUAACUGAUACCCUUCGUUAGGUAUAAUAUUUCCUGUAGCUGAAUUUCGACGUACGUUUGAAGGAAAUGGAUGAAUUUGGAGUUUUAGUGGAGAGUAUGGGAUUCAAAGCCCUAGCGAAAUCUGUUCCCAUGGUGGAAUUAAAAGCUAAACCGAAAUCCAAUUCCUCCGCCGAUAGGCCGAUCCACGCGCCGCCGCCGCCGCCGCCGUUGAAUUAUCCCUCUCUCUUACCCGUCGACGAGCUGGAUGUAAUUUUCAGGCCUAAUUGUAAGAUCAAUGGAAAAACAGAGCAAUCCCUAAAUUUAUUGGGCGAAGAUGAUGUUUUUUGUGGGCCCGUUCCGGCUUCAAAUCAAUAUAGGGAAAUCGAUUUGGAAACCGUUUUUAAUAACUCGGUUCAUAGGAAGAAUGAUGAUUUGUUUGGGCCACAGUUGAAGCAGACUGAUUCUGGUGAUGAUAAGAGGCCUGUUUUCGAGGAUCUAAUACCGGGGUUCGAAGUCUUCGAAGUCGAUACCCCUUCGAAUGUAGGAGUAGAAUCAAAGGUUGACCUCUCGCCAGAGUCAAACGGCCCUUCAGUUAAGCCAAGGUCGACCUUGGAAGAUGAUCCUUUUUUCGUUUUUGAACCAUCUAUAUUUCCUCGUCCCUCAGAACAAGUAGCGGAAAAAGACUCGAUUCAAUCUUCGUUUGAGGAACUUGAUGAUUUCAUCAUGGGUAGGGAUUCAAGAACUGAUGGAAAAAAGACCGUAACUAACAAGCCAAGUGCAGGUUUAGAUUCAAACGGAUUUCAGAAUGUUGAUGAUCUGGACAAACUUUUUGAUGUUAGCACGAGACCAACUUAUACAAAGCAGGAUUCGCAAUUUGAUGAAGAAAAGAAGACUUCUCCUGCAACAAAUAUUGGUGAGGACUACAGUGCACUCUUUCGGGAUGUUACUACUUUGUCUGAAGAAUUUCGUGAAAUUAAGGGGGAAUCUGAAGAAAGACGAAGAGCUAGGCUAAAUCGUCAUAUUAGAACAAAUGCUCGUGUGGCCGAAGCACUUGCUGAAAAGAAUCAACGUGAUCUUCAGAGCCAGCAAGAGCAGGAAGAGAAACACAGGCUUGCGGAAACUCUGGACAGAGACAUAAAGAGUUGGGCUGCCGGAAAAGAAGGCAACCUACGUGCCUUACUAUCCUCGUUACAACAGGUGUUGUGGCCUGAAUGCAAUUGGCGCCCGGUUUCACCGACAGAUUUGAUCACUUCCGAUUCGGUGAAGAAGGUUUAUAAGAAGGCCACGUUAUACGUCCAUCCAGACAAAGUUCAACAAAAAGGAGCUAAUCUGCAGCAGAAAUACAUUGCGGAAAAGGUUUUUGAUCUUCUCAAGGAAGCCUGGAACAAAUUCAGCAGAGAGGAACUCAGAUGAAUUCUUUGUACAUAAGAAAACCGAUUGCCGAAGCGUUGGCCAAGAAGACGAGAAAGUUGUUUUUAGUGUGCGGUGUAAUAUAAUUAAUUUGCUAUCUACAAAUAAGUGAUUACACCCUCCCUUCUAACUAACUUGUUUCUUUGGAGUUCAAUUUUUUUUUUAUCUUCGUAUUUUCUGUAACUUUAGAGUUCCAAUGAUGCAUUUAUUAUUUUUUUUCUCAAUUUUACCCUCUCCUCCUAUUUAAUGGAGUGAGAGAAUUGUUAGAGAUAAAUGAUAAGAAACGGGAGUUUAGUUCAUUAUGUGCAUUUUGACAUUUUCUUUGAAAUGCGUGCAUACUUA